Amphimedon queenslandica is the source of this 1174-nucleotide messenger RNA. Its product is annotated as serine/threonine-protein kinase CTR1-like. The transcript is spliced from 2 exons. Lineage: Eukaryota; Metazoa; Porifera; Demospongiae; Haplosclerida; Niphatidae. Gene Ontology annotation, molecular function: protein kinase activity; ATP binding. Gene Ontology annotation, biological process: protein phosphorylation; necroptotic signaling pathway. The coding region runs from base 388 to 996 and encodes 202 amino acids. The record is from RefSeq and is a predicted model, not a curated record.
GAAGAAGCAGAAAAAGAUCAAGAAAUAAGAAGAUAUUGUCAUCAGCUACAAGAGAAGGAUAGGGAGCAUCAGGUGGUACUGCAAGAGAAUCAGGAGGUGCUACGACAAAAGGAUAUCGUGAUACUUGAGAAGAAUAGGGAACUACAGGAGAAGGAUAGGGAGCUACGUGAGUCUCAAGAGGCAGUUCGUAGGUACCAGCAACAAGCAGAGCUUACUGAUGAUCACUGGGUUAUUAAUAAAGAUGAGGUGACUUUGACAAAGGAGGAGUUAGGAAGAGGAUCUUAUGCUGUCGUUACAGUUGGUAUCUUUAGAGGUUUAAGAGUAGCUGUCAAGUCACUUCAUAAUAUCAUCAUCUCAGAUUAUAAUCUAGGUAUCUUCUCCAGGGAAAUGAGUAUAGCAUCACGAGUACGCCAUCCUAACCUGGUCCAGUUUAUUGGUGCAACUAAAGUGGAUAAUCCUCUCAUCUUGACCGAGCUGAUGAGCACUAGUCUUAAUCAUGAGAUUCGCAGAAAUCGAUUAAGCUAUCAACAGAUUCUGAGUAUUGCUCAAGAUGUAGCUUUAGGCCUCAACUACCUUCACCUGUUUAAGCCUCAGCCUAUUAUUCACAGAGAUGUGAGCAGUCCUAACGUAUUAUUAAAGCCUUGCACUGGAGCUGCUUGUUAUGAAGCUAAACUAGCAGAUUAUGGUACAGCUAAAGUAGUGCAAGCUGAAAGUUCAGGUACUGUUAUGCCAGGCAAUCCAGCAUAUGCUGCUCGAGAAGCUCGUGAUCCUGAACAACACAGUCCAGCAAUGGAUGUCUACAGUUACUCUGUUCUCCUUAUGGAAAUGAAUUUACGUUCUAAACCAGAAAUGACAAUAUCAGAGAGAGCACAACAAUCUGGUAGAGUCUCCUGGUCUGAUAUGAAGUCUCUCAUACAAAGAGGACUUAAAGUUGAUCCUAGAGCUCGUCCUACUAUGGUUCAAGUAGUAGAGUCAUUGAAAAGGAUGAAGAUUUGACUAUAUUUUGAUAUUUUUAAAAGGGUCAUUAAAGGGUUAAGGUUGCUGCCUUUAAUUAGUUAGUUUUAUUCUAUUAUGUCUAGUUUUUGCUACUAUGGAUCUACCAGUAAUAAUAAUUAUUCUAUUUCUGUAUCUUCUUUUCUUAUUUUUGUGUGUAGAUACAAUUUAUAACUAGUAA